This is a messenger RNA of Camellia sinensis, 1982 nucleotides long. The record is from RefSeq and is a predicted model, not a curated record. NCBI's taxonomy places the organism in Eukaryota, Viridiplantae, Streptophyta, Magnoliopsida, Ericales, Theaceae.
UAUCCUUCUACAAACUGGGGUGCCCAUGGGACCCUCUCCAAGUUACAAUCCCAUGCUUUAUACACCUACUCAAAACUUACCCACCAAAUCAACGUGGGAUAAGCUUUAAACCAAACAUUUAGGAAAUUUCACCAAAAACACUAUUUCCAUGGAGCUCACUUUGGCUUCAAUUUCUCAUUCACCCGAUAAUGGUUUUGAGCAACCAAAUAUACUGCGUGAAUCACAACGCGGUAUAGAACGCAUUAUCACUUAGACCCGCCAACUUUGGCGUAUGGAUCCCACCUAAAAAAUAGACCAAAGUUAAGGAAAAAUCAUAUUUUCUAACAAACAAUCUGUGCUGCAGUAGAUACAAUCGGUGCCAAUCAAACCAUUAGAGAUGGGGAGACUUUAGUUUCAGCCGGAGGAAGCUUUGAACUCGGAUUUUUCAGCCCCGGCAGUGGUAGGUCCAGAAAGAGAUACUUGGGAAUAUGGUACAAGGACACAGCUACUGGGACUGUGGUAUGGGUUGCCAACAGAGAUUUCCCACUCAAUGACACAUCCGGUCUUCUGAAACUAACCGAUCAAGGAAUUCUCGUUCUUUUAAAUAGCACAGAGGGGGUCGUUUGGUCUUCCAAUUCAUCAAGAUUUACAAACAGUCCACUAGCACAACUUUUGGAGUCUGGAAAUCUUGUUGUCAACGACGGGAAUGGAAAUAAUAUGGAGAGCUUUUUGUGGCAGAGUUUUGAUUAUCCAUCUGAUACACUUUUAGAGGGCAUGAAGUUUGGGAUGAACAUGAUGACUGGGCUGGACUGGUACCUGUCAUCCUGGAAGAGCAGUGAUGAUCCAGCGUGAGGUGAUUUUACAUACGGACUUGAUCCAGGUGGAUACCCACAAUUUGUCAUAAAGAAUGGUUCAGUUGAAAAAAUCUGGCUUGGACCGUAGAAUGGUCUUCGGUUCAGUGGAGUGUCGAAUUUGAAGCAGAACUCAAUUUUUACAUUCGAGUUUGUGUUUAAACAGGUGGAGAUUUAUUACCGAUGUGAGCAGAUAAACAGCUCGGUUGUUACAAGGCUAGCUAGUGUUGAAUCCGAAUGGGGUCAUCCAGCGGUUUUUGUGGAUCAAUCGAACUCAUGGCUGGAUUGUGUACACAACUCCACAGACAGACAACUGUGAUUUUUAUGCAUUGUGCGGUGCAUUUGGAAGUUGUAAUAUUGACAGUUCCACCAUGUGCCAGUGCUUGCAAGGAUUUGAGCCCAAAUACCUACGCGAAUGGGAUGUGGCAGACUGGUCUAAUGGGUGCGUUCGCAGGACUCAGUUGGGUUGUGGGGUUUCAAAUGGUUUUCUUCAAUAUUCCAAUGUUAAAUUGCCAGAUAUGCGGUAUUGUUGGUUUAAUGAGAGCAUGACACUUGAUGAAUGUCGGAUUGGAUGCUUGAAGAAUUGCAGUUGCACAGCUUAUGCAAAUAUGGAUAUCAGGGGAGGAGGAAGUGGAUGCUUUUUAUGGUUUGGUGACUUGAUUGAUAUAAGAACGUAUAGCACAAAUGGGCAAGAUGUUUAUGUAAAGGUAGCUGCUUCAGAAUUAGGUCGAAUUGGCGCCAAAAAGCUUAGGCGGAGGACCAUAGCAAUCAGCUUGGCAUUAUUAGCAGGAGUGUUUCUGACAGGUCUUAGCCUGACCAUUUACCUUUGGAAAAAGAAGCAGAAGCAGCAGCAGCAUCAAAUUAGCGAAGGUAAGUCAAAUGAGUCAUUAGAACUUAAAAUGCCAGCAAAACCAAUGAAAGCCAAAAGCAAAGAUCUAGAGUUGCGGCAGUUUGACUUUGCUACCAUAACUUAUGCUACCGAUAACUUCUCAAUUAACAAUAAACUUGGAGAGGGCGGUUUUGGACUAGUUUUUAAGGUAACAAUUAGACAUAUUUCUAGCUAUGCAGUUUCUUUGAUAGUAGUUGAUGGCCUAACUUCUCAAUUAACAAUAAACUUGGAGAGGACGAUUUUGGACCAGUUUUUAAGGUAAC